UGUUGAGUUGCUACCUGCUACUGCUAACUAGCUAAGUGUUUCCUGCCUGUGACUGGACACAGCUAUGGACAUCGACGCGUUAUUGGAGGCACUUCAAGAUUUUGAGAAGAAAGGGAAAAAAGACGCCAGUCCUGUUCUAGAGCAGUUCCUGUGCCAUGUUGCCAAGACAGGGCAGGCAAUGAUCUCAUGGUCACAGUUCAAAGCGUACUUCAUGUUUAAAUUGGAGAAAAUCAUGGAUGAUUUCCAGGCUUCAACACCUGAACAGAGAGGACUACAUAAUCCUAAUGUAGAGUAUAUUCCCUUCGAAGAGAUGAAGAAAAGGAUCUUAAAAAUAGUGGAUGGUUACAACGGAAUCCCAUUCACCAUCCAGCGCCUAUGUGAACUGCUUACAGACCCCAAGCGAAACUAUACAGGAACAGAAAAGUUUCUCAGGGGUGUGGAGAAGAAUGUAAUGGUGGUCAGCUGUGUGUACCCCACCUCAGAGAAAAAUGGGGCAUCCAGUGUAAACAGAAUGAAUGGAGUGAUGUUUCCUGGUAACUCUUCUCUAUAUUCAGACAGUCGAAACGUAAAUGGACCAGGCACACCAAAACCAUUCUACAGACCUAAGCUGUCAUUGUCAACUUCACUGUCGACCAACGGGCUCUCUGACUGUACAGUUAGCAAAGAGCCAGAGCCAGAGCCAACCACAGAGGAAGAGGAUGAGCACCAUAUCAGUGAUUCCUCACUAUCAGACGGUGAAAUUUCACCAAACAGCGGGAUAAAGAACAAACAUCCCGAGGAGGAGGAGGAAGAGGAGGAGGACUCUGAUGCUGACAAGCACGAAGUUAAGAGGCUCAAGUUUGACGAAAAGAAGGAAGAUGAAACGGAAAGUGAAGAAAAGGAGCCAUCUUGUUGUGAAGGGUCAGAGAGCGUGUCAGAGACACCGGAGGCUUCAAAAGACUCUUGUGGUCAAGAGUACAAGAGUGGAACACCUUGUGACACACCCACCAUUUCAGAGGAUCAUGAGCCCAGCAGCACACAUACGGAAACUUGUGAAAAGGAAGUAGUGUCACCUGAGAAGGAGGAUGCCCACAGUCCAAAAAAUGACAGUACUUUGGACCAACCUGAGCAGCCCGCUCCAUCAGAGAAGAGCACAAGCGUUGAGCAGGACAGUGGGGAGAGCAGCAGCAGCAGCAGCAGUGAUGGAGAGGGCCAACCCAGCGACAAGCAGGUCCCCUCUUCAUCUAGUAAUUCACCUGACUUGUCAACAGAGGGCGAUGCUGAUAAUUCAAACAGCACAGAGACUGCAAUUGAGCCUGGGGAACAUGACUAACUUGAAACCCAGCCUGCCAACAGACUGUUUUUUAACACUGUAUGAUACCACACCAAGGGUAUAUCUGUAGCACUGUGGACCUCUAAACUUCAGGACCAGGAGCGAUGUGGACCUUGAAGUUCCUCAUUGAAGGAUCUUUUUGUCUCUCUGAGUUUCUACUGCUAAAGCCCACACAUUGCCUGGUCUUUUAAACUGGAAGGAAAUGAUUUACAGGAGAUUAUGGAGACUCUGCUUUUUUUCACUGUUGACUAAAAGUUUUUUCUAAUCUUUUUUUCCCCAAUUUUUAUAUCUGAGCAUUAUGAUUUAACCUUGAUAACUGAUGUAUUAAAUAACAUCAUUAGUCAUUUGGCAUGUAUUUCCAAAAACAUACAUUUGACAGCUUGAGUUGUUGUUUUGGCCUGAGCAUAGUUGUUUUGACUAUCUUUCUAAUGAAUGUGUCCCUCUCCGGGUGAAUGAGGACACCUGCCAUUAAGAAUGAAAAGCAACACUUCACAGACAUCUUGUUUGCUUUUUCUAUGAAGCACAUAACACAAAACUUAAUUCUUAUUAACAUUAUCUUGCACUUGUUAGCAUUGACUCCUUGAAGGAUGUGGAAAAUGUCACCGUUCUGCUUUGUCACUGUAUGAAGCCAAUAUAACACAACACAAAGUUGCCAACAGUAACCAGUUUGGCUGGAUAGAGUAUUGGUUUGGCUUAAAUGAAGCCAUGUCUGCAUCAAAAUCUGUCAGCAUAACACAAGGUACUUUUACACUUUCUGUAUGUCAUACCUUAGCUGUACAACGGUCUCUUUUGAUAGCUAGGAUUUUUACAGUACAUAUCUGUAAAUCAGUUUUUGUAGACUUGUAAUACAUGUACAAUGCCUUCGUAAAACUGAUAAUCGCUGGAAAAUGAAUGCUUGAGCCUGUAUCAUAGUAUUCAUGGAAAGCAAUAAAUGCUAAAAUUUGAAGUGCG
Molecule: messenger RNA, 2263 nt
Organism: Scomber scombrus (Atlantic mackerel)
Lineage: Eukaryota; Metazoa; Chordata; Actinopteri; Scombriformes; Scombridae
Product: serine/threonine-protein phosphatase 4 regulatory subunit 2-like
Exons: 9
Coding region: 65-1312 (415 amino acids)
Biological process (GO): protein dephosphorylation
Cellular component (GO): cytoplasm; nucleus; protein phosphatase 4 complex
Molecular function (GO): protein phosphatase regulator activity
Source: RefSeq, a predicted model, not a curated record